Penicillium verhagenii is the source of this 1236-nucleotide messenger RNA. RefSeq names its product amidase signature enzyme. The record is from RefSeq and is a predicted model, not a curated record. Bases 1 to 1236 code for a protein of 411 amino acids. Lineage: Eukaryota; Fungi; Ascomycota; Eurotiomycetes; Eurotiales; Aspergillaceae. The transcript is spliced from 6 exons.
AUGCCGUCCUUCCCUCACGCCUGGAAAGCUGGUAGCCCACCUCCUGGGGUGGGCAGUAGCUCCAGGAGUAUCCCGCUUUUCAACGCGCUGACAGCGACAGCUCAUGAGCUCCAGGCCUUGAUGAUAUCUGGCACACUCAAAAGCACAGAUCUUGUCGAGGAGUACAUCUGGAGGAUUGAGAAUCAUAAUUCCUAUUUAAACGCUAUAUUCGAAUACUCGCCCACUGCUAUGCAACGGGCGGCGGAUAUGGACUCGGCUCGACAAAAUGGAGAGUUUUUAGGCCCUUUGCAUGGCAUUCCCAUUGUGCUCAAGGACAACAUGGCAACCGACGAUUCUCUGGGCAUGAACACGACAGCCGGAGCCUCUUCUCUAUGGGGAUCAACACCCUCAAAGAAUGCAGCGAUAGUAAACCGAUUCCGGACGGAGGAUACAGAUCGGCUUUGGGGGGGGGGGGGGGGGGGGUCUUGGUCCGAUUUGAGAGUAGGAACUUUGGACGUGGAAAGUUGGCUCUAUCCCGAUGUGCUGGUUAAAUCUAGUACCCCCGAGGCAACUGAGCAGAUGAUAAGAGAGACAAGAGAGGCAUAUUGCCGGAUUGCGAAACUUGCAGGUUCAUAUCAUGAAAAUGUGGAUCUUCGUAGUGCAGCAGACUUUGUGAUGGAUGACGGAACGCACUCGAUCUCCGCCAUAUUUCAUGUGGAGUUCAAGGAUGAUCUUGCCAAUUAUCUCUCGACACUGAAAAAUUCCAAUAUACGAAGCUUACAAGAAAUGGUCGAUUGGAAUUCAGCCAACCCAAGCGAGGGCCUUCCGGAGGAAUAUCCGAGUCAGUCUUCUUUGAUUACGUCUCUGACGACAAAUUACUCCGACGAGAAAGUAGAAAGCAUUCAAAAGCACUACCGUGAGGUUGGCUCCAGUUUUGAGGAUACACUCAAGAAAUAUGACAUAGACGUCAUUAUUGGGCCCGGCGACUCGUUUUUUACAACAUUCGCAGCUGCGAAUGGAUGCCCAGUGGCCGCCAUGCCCCUAUCCUCCCUGGAUUUCAACGGUCGGCCUUUUGGGCUCAUGGCAAUGGCACGUCCCCAUGAAGAGGCUUUGCUGUUGAGAGUAAUGAGUGCAUUUGAGUCAAGUUUUUCCAGCAGGCAGAUACCGAAGGCCUUUCUAUCCCCGGGAAGCUCGAUCAUGGAUUUGAAAUCUAAGGUCAAUGUUCAAUGUUUAGGCACCCACAAGACUUUUGAGUAG